UGCUUAAUCAAGCAUCAGUUGUGGUUGAGUUGCCACCGGUGGUACAUCGCCUCAUAUUGUGAUCUCUUCAGAAUUCUUUCCAAAAGGCACAAAUCUCAUUGUAAAUGCAUCUCCUAGCAUUAGUAUGCUUCCUCGCCGCAUCGCUUCAAACCUCGUCUGGAGCUCGGAUACUUUCCGUCAAUGUAUUCCCCGGGCGUAGCCACUGGAUGAUGAUCGGUAGCAUUUUGGAGGAGCUGCUCGAUCGUGGUCAUGACGUGACGGUUAUCACAAACUACCCAAGGAAGAAACCUCAUCCAAAUCUCACCGAGAUAGUAAUAGAUCCGAUCUACGACUUUUGGGGCAAAUCGGUAAAGGUGGACUCGCUGUACGAUCUGACCGAUAUCUCGAUACAUCAAAUGUUGAUGGACUUCCUGUACCCAUUGGGUCUUCAAACGGCAGAGUAUGCGUACACACGGGACAAUGUGAUGGACUUCCUGCGUAAUGACCAGAGUCAGUUUGAUCUACUGCUUGCCGAGCAGUUCUACCAGGAAUCGUACCUGAUGUUGGCACACAAAUACAAAGUCCCGAUUGUGUCGAUAGGUACGUUUGGAUUCGCUCAGUAUAUGGGUCCGAUGAUGGGUCUUAUGAACGCCUGGUCACACGUUCCCCACGAGUUUCUCCCAUUCACCGAUCAUAUGUCGCUGUACCAACGGGCAUACAAUUCGUUCGUCAGUUGGUACGAGCUUCUGUUACGCUCCUGGUACUAUCUUCCCGAGCAGCAAGCAUUGGCCGACAGGCACUUCUCAUUUCUUCCCGGCCCUUUACCUCGUCUGAGUGAUCUCGAGCGACAGGUGUCGGUGAUUCUACUGAACAGCUAUCCACCACUCACAUCGACUCGUGCCAAAGUGCCAGGGCUGGUACAAGUGGGAGGUUUACACAUUAAGGAACCAAAGCGACUUCCGGACGACUUGCAAACCUUCAUCGAUGAAGCGAAGGAUGGUGUGAUCUAUUUCAGCCUUGGUACAAAUCUCCGUUCGGCUGACAUGCCUCCGGAGAAGUUAUCCGUCAUACUGAAAGUGUUUGGCUCCAUGAAGCAACGCGUGGUGUGGAAGUUCGAGGACGAAGGUAUCAAACAUUUGCCACCGAAUGUGCUCGUUCGCAGCUGGUUACCGCAGAGUGAUAUUCUUGGACAUCGUAAUGUGAAAGUGUUUAUUACGCACGGCGGUUUGCUCGGGACGCAGGAAGGUGUACACCGCGCGGUACCGAUGGUAGGCAUACCGAUUUACUGUGAUCAGCAUCUCAACAUGAACAAAGCCACCCUGGGUGGGUAUGCGGUGAAGUUGUACUUUCCCAACAUAACCGAAGAAUCGUUCCGCUGGGCACUGGAAGAAGUGUUGUACAAUCCGAGCUACAAAGCGAACAUACAGAAGGUGUCGCAGAUUUUCCGCGAUCGUCCUGUAGCGGCGUUAGAUGAAGCGAUCUACUGGAUAGAGUAUGUGAUACGGUAUAAGGGUGCUCCACAGCUACGAUCGGCGGGGUUGGAUCUGCCGUGGAUAAGCUUCGCGUUACUUGACGUGAUUGGAUUGAUGGCAAUUGUUUUGGUGGGAGGAAUAGUUUUGCUACGUCGAGUUGGAACUAAUUUGCUUAGUGGAAAAAGUAAGCAAAAGAACGAAUGAAACAAAAAGUUUGCAGAAGAUG
Anopheles funestus (African malaria mosquito) is the source of this 1677-nucleotide messenger RNA. Its product is annotated as UDP-glycosyltransferase UGT5-like. The record is from RefSeq and is a predicted model, not a curated record. Lineage: Eukaryota; Metazoa; Arthropoda; Insecta; Diptera; Culicidae. The transcript is spliced from 3 exons. Gene Ontology annotation, molecular function: UDP-glycosyltransferase activity. Bases 105 to 1655 code for a protein of 516 amino acids.